UGUCGUAAUCGUUUAGGUUAAAAGAUGACCCGUUACGUUCGAGUUGCGCCAAGUGAGGAAGAAUCUAAAGACUCUUCCGAAAUCACGGAAUUACCUCUAGAAGAUGACGACACUCUUCUACUCACCACCGUUUGCGCUACAUUCGCUAAUGCUAUCGGACUCAAGUAUCGGCACGAAACAGGAUCUCUUCGUGGUCUUCGGCUGGCUAACGAAUGUUUCAGUCCCCCAGAUGAAGGCUGGGACUCUGCAACAUUCUUCUGCGUUUAUGCAAAGGUAGACAUGAAGCGGAAAGGAGCAGCCCUUGAUGAAGAAAUUGCUGGAAAACGCGUGGACACCAAGUGCUGUGACCUGAUCGUCCUCGGACUAGCCUUCUCCGCUACGGAGGAAGAACUCAGCGCUUAUUUCUCUCAGUUCGGCACGUUGGCGCUAUGCUUCAUUAAACGAGACGUGCAGGAAGAUAAAUCCAAGGGCUUCGCAUUCAUCAAGUUCAACGAAUACACUGCUCAGCAAAAGGUACUCUCCCAGCGACAUUUGAUUUGCAAGAAGUGGUGCGACGUGAAAAUCCCGAACAGUCGCCUGGAACGCGAAGGCCUCGAAGCCCCAAAGAUACAGUUUCGAAUCUACGUGGGUCGUUGCACCGAGGCAUUGACUGCAGAUGUGUUGCGCGAAUACUUCUCUCAGUUUGGCGUCAUCACUGAAGUUUAUAUCCCUCGUCCUUUUAAAGCUUGUGCGUUCAUAACCUUUCAAGAGGCUCGUGUAGCAAAGUCCUUAAUAGACGAAGAACAUGUCAUAAAAGGAGUCGUUGUGCACACGUCGACAGCAGAUCAGCUACAUAAAAAGCCAAACAUGUCACCGUCUCCUUAUCAGCCGUGGAAAGCUGGGAGUCAGACCCAGUCUGGAAAUCCGCGGAUGGAAGAAGAUUCUCGGCCAAUAAAUUUUGGCACUCGGGGUCCUCCUCCUCCUGUUUACAAACCGCCUGUGCAAAGUCAGCCUUCGUCGAACUAUGGCAACUAUGGAGGAGAGAACUCGAAUCCAAUUGCCAAUUUGCCUAAUGACAUGUUCAGUGCGAUUGCCAAUGCACUUUACCAAGAAGCCAGAAGCAAAGGUACGUACAAUUUGCUUCUAAAACGAGUGAACCUGUGUUUGAAGUCCUGUUUCGUUGAUACCGCGUUUGAUUGGAUUGAGUCUCUCCUUGCUCCUUCGUACUUCUAUACGGACAACGGGAGAAUCCGGGGUAUGGAGGAGGAAGUCGACAGGGAAGCAGUUCUCAAGGUCAUUGGCGUGGGGGAAGUAAGAAUUAUCCCGCAAGUAAUUUCGAAGAUGGUGGAGACUCUCCUCAAUGACAUCGUCACUUCAUCAGCAACAUUAUAGAGCAAGUAAUGUUUGGGAUGGCAUGUUGCUGUGAGUGAAGUCCUGUUUGCUGUUUGCGUGCUUGGGACUAUGAUGAAUGUUCUCCACAUGGUCGUGUGCUGGAUUUGACGUGUUUUUGAGCUACUUCUUCUGAAGGCGUGACGGAUUAUUAUGCCUGAAAGAGAUGGGAGAGUUCUUUGGUUGAGUUUUCCUCUAUCCGCGAUGUUGGCGCUUCAUAGUAUUCUCUGAUUUUACGCUCCCAAGUGUUCUCUUGGGCCAUCUUUUGUUUCUUUCAUCAGUUUCUUCGUGGACGUUCGUCCUGGUCUUUUUGUACGUCAUAGAUCUGAAGGAAUGUGUCACUUCGAAAUUUAUAUAUUUUCUCCGAUUUUUUUUUUUACAUUGAAGCUACGCUCGGUCCUGGUGUAAAGUCCAAUUUUCCUACGUGCCAAGAAAAUUUUUCAUUCGCCUCUAAAGAUUAUUAUAAAUUAAGAGGCAAAUUUGAGUUGAUAUUUUUCUUGAAUAUGUACUUCUGUGUCAGAUUCCCGCAUUCCCAGUAUCUUAUCUCAUUCUUGCUGGAUUUAUUGGUGCUGUUGUAGUAAGUGGCUAGUGUCUGUAACUUCGUUAAAAUACGGUGAUGGACAUCUAGGACAAAUCUGACUUCGUGAAAUUUAAUUUUCCGAAUUCAUCUACCUCGGGAUACUCGAACUCUCGAUAUGAAAAUAUCGUGAAAUAAAAACAAAAGAAUCGUAAGCAUAUUAUUAAUUUAUGUUGCUAAUGCUUUGAUGACUACAUGGAAUUGACUCCCCUGCUUUUCGUCUGGGUAUUGGAAUUACAUUGCAUCGAUAAUCCUGUAUUUGACUUGAGUCAUCGUCGUUCUACGACUGUGGGGUGGAUUAGAACUCUACUUAUCAAGACAAGGAUCGAUUUUGCGCGAAUUUUGAUCAUUGAGAGCAGAGAAAGCAGCUUGUACAUUUAAUAAUUCCAUCGUGAGCAUCUUUAUAUCUGUGUGAUGAUAUCAUGUUCUCGACAAAUGUUACUCGAAAUCUGAGAAAGUUCGAGGAAUUUUAUGUGAGAUCAUGUUUAUUAAAAAUUGUUGAUUGAUGUCUAAGGUUGUGUCGUCGGUGAGGAUUGUUCAUCCAGCUUUCCAGCUUGAGGCAUUUAAUUCUUUGCUUGGAUAAUGAGAGUUUCAUUCGAUAUAUCAUCAUGAAGUCGGCUUUGUUCUAGACCUCCUUGAAAUUGAAGUAAGUACCAAGGUACAGUACUCAUUCGUACCUUGGUUGCUGGCACGCACUGGAACAGCACCAAGUUUAUCCCAAAUUUAAAAUGUGCUUCUGUAUUCCGAACUGAUUCCUUCUACUAAAUGAUGCAGCGUGGUUUGGAUGGUAUCUUUCUUCCAUGGUGUUGUUGAUCCAUGUGUUGGUUCUGAAACCAGUGGAUGGCUCUUGUAUCUAUCAUGGCGCCGUGAUGCUGGGGAGCGUGAAAAGGAUGAAAACUCUCAUGAUGUGUGUCUUGUUGGAGAUCCGCUUUGUUUGUUGAUGUGUGAUGGCGUGAGGAUGUUGAGGAGAGCUGAAAUACGAUUCGGAUGAAAGUUUUGUGAGAAUCCGUGAGACUACAAGAGUGACGAUGAUGCAGUGGUGUCAUUCUUUUUAUUUUCAAGCAGAGGCUGUGUCGUGGAAAGUGAAUAUUUUUAGUUAGUUGUGAGUCUGUGCAGCAUGGCGAGUUUCAUGGUCAAGGGCGUUUUGGCAAAAGACACGAAGGAGCUUCCUGUGUGGUGUACAUUGUUUUCCAUUGCCAGUCCACUGAAGCACCGGCCAAGAUCAGUUUACGGCGGAGCCAGACUUCCAGCAGGAAUGGAGUGUGGCUUUAUGAACAAACCAGAUGACUGAAGAUGGAGUCCGUUUUCACUUGUUUUUUAUUGAAAAAAUGGAGGCGUGGAUUUCCUGAUCUUCGAAAACCAGGCCCCUUUUCAGGACUGUAGACAAAAGGGACGAUUUGGAGAUUGGGCAAUGCUUCCUCCUGUGAUUACCUUCAAUUAUCCGAAAGACCAUAAUCACGUCAAGAGGAGAGAUUUUCAACAAAAAAUCAAUAUGAAGAUCGCCACCAACUGAGUCUACCACUGCAGGGCUGAUUGGGAGGAAUGCCUGAGGAUCUGGCUCCUACUUUGACGUCUACAUCUCAUUUUAUUUCCGGCGAAGAAACCGCUUUUAUUGAGUCUCUGGAAGACAAGCAGGAAAAACCGAGGCUCACACCGCCAUUUCCUCCCAAUUUUGACGUUUUUGGGUGACUUGCUAUUGUGCGUUACGUGGAGACCGUCGCCUUUGCUUCUGGUGAAUUUUUUUUGUUUGAAAUCGCAUCUACAGUAUCUUCAAAUUAGUGAAAUUUUGCUGGUUAUAGCUAUUGGGAUGCGGGUUUCAGACAUGUGAAC
This is a messenger RNA of Notodromas monacha, 3775 nucleotides long. The record is from the annotation of a GenBank genome assembly. NCBI's taxonomy places the organism in Eukaryota, Metazoa, Arthropoda, Ostracoda, Podocopida, Cyprididae.